Ostertagia ostertagi is the source of this 495-nucleotide messenger RNA. The record is from the annotation of a GenBank genome assembly. Lineage: Eukaryota; Metazoa; Nematoda; Chromadorea; Rhabditida; Trichostrongylidae.
GCUCAGCAAGCCGCUGCUCUUCAACAAGCCGCUGCAGCCAGAGCAGCAGCAGCAGCUGCCGCACCCGCAUCAAACCAGAAUAAGGAAGAGGAGUAUGCUCGACAAAUGGAAGAGGAGAUGAGAAGAAAAGCGGAAGCAAGGAAGCACUUCGAAAGGCUCAGCAAGCCAAAGGCUGAAGCCGAGGCGAAGGCUAAGAAGGAAGCGGAAGAGAAGGCUAAGGCAGCAGCACAAGCAAAGGCGUUAGCUGAUGCUCAAGCCAAUCAGCUCAGGCACAAGCGCAGCCGAAGACUAAAGCAAAAGCCAGCUCCAGCUGGACCACCUCCAAAGGUCAAGCCCAAACCUGAUCCAGUGCCGUUGCAAGUCAAUGAACCAGCGAAAGCACCUCAGCGUACUCCUGGAAAAGUGGCUGCCGAAAUGCCGCAAUUCAAGCAGUACGAGCCUCGACACAUUGAACUUCCCAAGGACUCCACCCUCAAGCAGACGGCAAAGGUCUGA